Molecule: messenger RNA, 1416 nt
Organism: Pseudonaja textilis
Lineage: Eukaryota; Metazoa; Chordata; Lepidosauria; Squamata; Elapidae
Product: fibroblast growth factor-binding protein 1-like
Biological process (GO): cell-cell signaling
Molecular function (GO): growth factor binding
Source: RefSeq, a predicted model, not a curated record
UGCUCUGAUCUUGCCAUUAUCUAUUGGAAGUUUCUACUCUCAGCCCCAGACAGGGCCAUGGGAGAGCUUAUUAUACUUCUUCCCUUUCUCACGUCUAUACCUUUUACUUCAUUGUACUCAUCUAUUUUUUUCUUCUGUUGCAAAUUUGAUUUUGCCCGUUGUAGAAGGUGUGUCUUGGUAAGUGAGUAAAUCACACCAAUCUACUACCAUGAAGCUAUAGGAUUCCGGAGGCAUGUAGGUGUGUCUCUGAGUAUAUAAAUAAGCAGAAAUGUGCUGUACUUCAGAGGCGUGCCAGCGUGAUUUUUAUAAGACAGCAAAAGGUUUCAAAAAGCACCAGGAAACAUGAAGAUCAAGCAUUUUGCUCUGCUGUGUGUCCUCUUGAUGUUCUGUCAACUACUGCAAACUGACAGUGAAACAGUGAAAGAGAGAAAAAGGGAGAGACCGAAUAAUGGCAGAGGGGGAAGAGCCCAGGCUAGACAUAAUAACAAUCACAAGGGUCAGAGAAACAGAGGACAAAGAGGCUCUCCCACAAAAGGGAAGUUUAUAACUAAAGAGAAGGCUGAAUGUUCCUGGAUUCUGAAUGAGAAAGAGACCACUCUGCUAAAGGUAGACUGCAAAAAUGGGGAAGAUGCCUUCUCCUGUGCUUUUUCUGGCAGCCCAUCUACCUGCCCACGGUAUGCAGAAAACCGGAAGGUCUUCUGGAAGGAAAUCACUCGAUCUCUAAAGAAACAGAAGAAUCUCUGUAAGGACCCCAAGACUCUUUUAAAAUCUAAAGUCUGUAAGACUGGGCCACCUACUGCCCAUCUUAGACUGGUUAUGGAUGCCAAGCCAGAAACCCCAACACCCAAGCAACCAGAGAAAGAAUCCAGUGACUGUGUGGAAGAUAUUGAUUAUGUGGAUCAGAAAAAGGUGGCUGAAGAGUACUGCUCUGAAACGUGGCAAAACAUUUGCUACUUCAUAGUUUCAAUGAUACAAGAUAAAAAGUGCAAUUAGAAAGCCAAGGAAGGUAGAGUUAGUAUGGGCACAACUGUCUUGCAAACAGUAUCAAGAGCAAACAAUAUGAAUUAUUGUCUAGUGCAUCCAGUCAAGCUCGUCUUGUGGAAGUAUUGUAAAUGCAAUGUAUUUUGUUCUUUUGCUAAAACUGUAACCGUAACUAUUAAUCCUCUCCACCUGUCACCUGAUCCUUCCUUCCUCUGUUUAACUUGGGAGAAAAGUGCCAAAUGAAAGGGAUUAAUCUGAUGGAAGGAUUGCCAGCAGUUGUUUUCUAUGUCAUAAUAUGCAAUAUGAAUACGAAGGCACAUUUUAUUAGGCCAAUUUGAUUUUUGCACACCAGUGCCCAAGAUAUCUAAGAACACUUUAUCAAGCAAGAAGAAAAGGAAGUUUGGGUGGUGGUGGUGAUAUAUUGUAUUUAGGAAA